UUAAAGGCAUGUGUAAGCAGAUAGAUCACUUCCCAGAGGAUGCUGACUAUGAGGCGGAUGCUUCAGAGUACUUCCUACGCGCUGUACGAGCCUCCAGUAUCUUCCCCAUCCUGAGUGUGAUCCUGCUCUUCAUGGGGGGGCUGUGCAUCGCCGCCAGCGAGUUCUACAAGUCACGCCACAACAUCAUCCUCAGCUCUGGCAUCCUCUUCGUCUCCGCAGGCCUGAGCAACAUCAUAGGAAUCAUUGUGUACAUAUCAGCCAACGCUGGGGACCCUUCCAAGAGUGACUCCAAGAAGAACAGCUACUCCUACGGCUGGUCCUUCUACUUUGGCGCCCUCUCCUUCAUCAUGGCCGAAAUGGUGGGCGUGCUGGCCGUGCACAUGUUCAUCGAUCGCCAUCGGGAGCUGCGCGUGGGGGCACGAGCCGCCGACUACCUCCAAGGUGCGGCCAUCACGCGCAUCCCCAGCUACCGCUACCGUUAUCGACGCCGCUCACGCUCUUCGUCCCGCUCCACGGAUCCCUCACACUCACGCGAGGCAUCACCGGUGGGCCUGAAGGCCUUCGGGGCGCUGCCCUCCACCGAGCUGUCCAUGUACACGCUGCCCAAGGGCCAAACGGGCACCCCGACAGCCACCUAUAAUUCCACGGAGAGGGACCACAACUUCCUGCAGGUCCACAACUGCAUCCAGAAGGACCUGAAAGACUCAGGCGGCCACAGCAACACCGCCAACCGACGCACCACUCCUGUAUGAAACUGAUGAGGGACCUCAGACACUAAAAAAAUCAGAGGGAAUUUGGGGGGAGGCGGCAAAAGACAGAUCAUGGUGUAAGGAGACAGAAAGAGGCUUAAAUGGAUAGAUGGAGUGAGGGGUAAGUGGCAGAAGUUCUGAGCGCUCCACAGCACCUCAGAUGAUCACUGAGUUUCUGUUUAAAAAAAAGGAAACAGAGAAAAAUGCAUAAAAAAAGAAACAUGCAUGAUUUUCCCAUCUACCAUUGUUUAACAAGUUUUGAACAUGUUUGUAA
Molecule: messenger RNA, 1023 nt
Organism: Morone saxatilis (striped sea-bass)
Lineage: Eukaryota; Metazoa; Chordata; Actinopteri; Moronidae
Product: voltage-dependent calcium channel gamma-2 subunit-like
Exons: 3
Coding region: 9-752 (247 amino acids)
Biological process (GO): postsynaptic neurotransmitter receptor diffusion trapping; neurotransmitter receptor transport, postsynaptic endosome to lysosome; positive regulation of synaptic transmission, glutamatergic
Cellular component (GO): postsynaptic density membrane; voltage-gated calcium channel complex; AMPA glutamate receptor complex
Molecular function (GO): voltage-gated calcium channel activity; channel regulator activity
Source: RefSeq, a predicted model, not a curated record